CCGAGUUUCACUUUUUUUUUUGAAGAAACACCUCGAAACGGCGAUAUUCGAUUAGACAGCCCAAACAGCCAUGGUCAAGUCAUAUCUCCGGUGGGAACACCUAAAAACCUUCGGUGUUGUCGCCUCUGGCACCGCGAACGCCGUCUGGACACCCGAACCCUCUACCACGGCCGCCACAACGCGUACCACGGCCGCAGGUCGCGCAGUUGUCCCCGCAAACGAAGAAGUGCUCACCUGGGAUAUCAAGAAGGGCGAGCUUCUCUCCCGCUGGAACGACCCCAAGAACAAGUCGGAGGUGUCGGUGAUCUCGCAGAGCAGGACGGACAGCGAUAUAUUUGCGGUCGGUUACGUCGAUGGGUCUAUUCGCCUGUGGGAUUCGAAGACGGGAACGGUUGUGAUCUCGUUCAAUGGGCACAAAUCUGCGGUUUCGGCACUAGCGUGGGACGAGAGCGGCACCAGACUGGCGAGUGGUGGGCGCGAUGCACAUAUCAUUGUGUGGGACUUGAUUGCGGAAGUGGGGUUAUACCGUCUUCGUGGACAUAAGGAUCAGAUUACCGGACUACAAUUCCUGCGGCAUUCGGAGGACGAUGGGGACCAUAAGAUGCGGGAUGCGGCGGACGGCGGCGGCUGGAUUCUCAGUACUGGAAAGGACACUCUGAUCAAGUUGUGGGAUCUGUCUACGCAACAUUGCGUGGAGACACAUGUGGCACACCACGGAGAGUGCUGGACCAUGGCGCUCAUGCCGGACCACCGGGGGUGUAUCACUGCAGGCCAAGACGGAGAGAUGAAGGUAUGGUCAAUCGACACGGAGAAUCUCGAAUCGCGCGCGAGUAGUGGCAUGGAUUGUCUGGUCGACCGGGGAACACUAUAUCGGCAGAUCAGAGACCGAACAGCAUCAAUAAAUUUCCAUCCGGAUGGAAACUUCUUUGCGGUGCAUGGCAUCGACAAGAAUGUGGAGGUCUGGCGGAUACGAAAUGCAGAUGAGGUACAGAAAGCGAUGAAGCGGAAACGGAAGCGCAAGGAGCAAAAGGGCGAGAAGUUGGAAGAUGAGGGAAUAAUGGCGGCAAGCAUAGGGGAUAUAUUUGUCUCUUAUGUGGUGGUACGGUCUGGUGGGAAAGUGAAGAGCGUAGAUUGGGCGGUGAAGCCUCGGAGCAAGAGCUCUGAUCUGGAACUGCUCAUAUCUUGCACUAACAACUCGUUGGAAUUCUACACUAUCCAGAAGCAAGGAGAAAAGAAAACCGCGGAGUUACCUGAGUACAAUAAGCUAUAUUCCGUUGAGCUCCCAGGACACAGAACAGAUAUCCGGUCGGUGUCAUUGAGCACAGAUGAUCGAAUGUUGGCAUCCGCGUCAAAUGGCUCUUUGAAGAUAUGGAACGUAAGGACGGGGAUAUGUAUUAGGACAUUCGAAUGCGGUUACGCUCUAUGCUGUUCCUUCCUGCCCGGUGACAAGAUUGUCGUAGUGGGAACCAAGACCGGAGAAAUUGAGAUGUUUGAUGUGGCAUCGUCACAACUGAUCGAGACCAUCAAUGCCCAUGAGGGUGCAGUGUGGGCCUUGCAAGUCCACCCGGAUGGAAAGAGCAUGGUGACCAGCAGCGCCGACAAGUCUGCAAAAUUCUGGGAUUUCCAAGUUGUAGAGGAAGAGAUCCCAGGAACAAAGAGAACUACGCCACGGCUGAGACUCAAGCAGACCCGCGUCCUGAAAGUCACCGAUGACGUUCUGAGUGUCUGCUACUCUCCCAAUGGAAAGCUCCUUGCCCUGGCGCUGCUCGACAACACCGUCAAAGUCUUCUUCACCGACACCCUAAAACAUCUCCUCAACUUGUACGGACACAAGCUGCCCGUGCUGAACAUGGACAUCUCUCACGACUCGAAGCUGAUCGCCACAUGUUCCGCAGACAAGAACGUCAAAAUCUGGGGUCUUGACUUCGGUGAUUGCCACAAAAGUUUCUUUGCUCACCAGGACUCAAUCAUGCAGGUCAAGUUCGAGAAGAACUCGCACAACUUUUUCUCCGCUAGUAAAGAUAAGUUGAUCAAGUACUGGGAUGGUGAUAAGUUUGAGCAUAUCAUGAAGCUUGAAGGCCAUUUCGGAGAGGUGCUUGCGCUUGCGGCUGGUAAGUCCAGUGAUAUCAUUGUCAGUGCGAGUCACGACAAGAGUAUCCGAGUAUGGGAGCAAACCGACGAGCCUAUAUUCCUCGAGGAAGAGCGGGAGAAAGAACUCGAAGAACUCUAUGAGACCACUCUUACCACAUCCCUUGAGGGCGAAGGUGAGGAUGGUGAAGCAACCUCCGCCGGAAAGCAGACCUUGGAGACUCUCACGGCGGGAGAGAACAUCAUGGAAGCGCUUGAACUGGGUAUCAACGAUCUUGCUUUGAUGAAGGAGUACUACGCCGCGAAGGAGUCAACACCAAACCUUGCCAUGCCACCAAGAAAUGCGCUGUACAUCGCACUCGGCGGGAUAAGUGCGGAGAGGCAUGUGCUCGAUGUUGUCAGGAAGAUCAAGGCAGCAAGCUUGCAGGAUGCUUUGCUAGUUUUGCCGUUCGAUAAGGCUGUGGAUAUGCUCACUUUCCUUGACAUCUUUGCUGAAAGAGAAUGGAAUAUCCCUCUCGCCUGUCGCGUCCUCUUCUUCCUCCUCAAGACACAUCACAAACAGAUCGUGGCGAGCAAGACGAUGAGGAACAUGCUGGAUAGUAUACGCGGUCAUCUGCGGGCAGCGCUGAAACACCAAAAGGAUGAAAUGGGCUUCAACCUUGCGGCAGUGCGAUACAUCAAGGGUGGUGUCGACGCGAAGAAAUCCAAGAACUUUAUAGACGAGGAGGAGUUCAAGGACAUGGAGGAGCGCAACAAGAAGAAGCGUGGAUUUGCAACUUUGGCAUAAGAAAGGAAGCGGACGGAACCAUAUUUCGGUGUAAUAUAGAUGU
Molecule: messenger RNA, 2918 nt
Organism: Tricharina praecox
Lineage: Eukaryota; Fungi; Ascomycota; Pezizomycetes; Pezizales; Pyronemataceae
Product: quinon protein alcohol dehydrogenase-like superfamily
Exons: 6
Coding region: 71-2875 (934 amino acids)
Biological process (GO): maturation of SSU-rRNA
Cellular component (GO): Pwp2p-containing subcomplex of 90S preribosome; small-subunit processome
Molecular function (GO): snoRNA binding; protein binding
Source: RefSeq, a predicted model, not a curated record